Molecule: messenger RNA, 1901 nt
Organism: Tripterygium wilfordii
Lineage: Eukaryota; Viridiplantae; Streptophyta; Magnoliopsida; Celastrales; Celastraceae
Product: protein NUCLEAR FUSION DEFECTIVE 4-like
Exons: 3
Coding region: 102-1769 (555 amino acids)
Cellular component (GO): membrane
Source: RefSeq, a predicted model, not a curated record
ACAAAUGUCUCUCCUUUAGCCUCUCUUUCUCUCUCUGUCAUCUUUCUUUGAUUCUAUCAAAAAAUUUCUUUUUCCUAGAUAGUGAAGGAAAAGGAAUUAGAAUGGUAGGACAGUCAAGAAAAUGGAUGAUACUUGUAGCCACAAUAUGGAUACAAGCAUUUACAGGGACAAACUUCGAUUUCUCAUCAUACUCAUCAACCCUGAAAAAUGUUCUUGGGAUUUCACAACUUCAAUUGAACUAUCUCUCUGUUGCUUCUGAUAUGGGGAAGGCAUUUGGGUGGUGUUCAGGUGUGUCUCUCAUGUACUUCCCUCUAUGGUCUGUUAUGUUCAUGGCCGCCUUCAUGGGUCUCUUUGGUUAUGGCCUUCAAUGGCUUGUCAUUCAGAAUCUCAUUUCAUUGCCUUAUAUCCUGGUAUUUCUUCUGUGCUUGAUGGCUGGCUGCAGCAUCUGCUGGUUCAACACAGUAUGCUACGUUUUAUGCAUCAGAAACUUCCCCGCAAACCGAGCACUUUCAUUGUCUCUUACAAUUAGCUUCAAUGGUGUUAGUGCAGCACUAUAUACUCUUAUCUCAAAUGCGAUAAACCCUAGUAGUAACACCCUCUAUCUCUUCCUAAAUGCACUUAUACCUCUCUUGACAUCCGGCGUGGCGCUAGUCCCAAUCCUUCGUCAACCGCCAUCAGAGCAACUCCCAGCUGAUGUCAUUGGCCGCGACUCAUUCACCUUUCUUGUUCUAUACAUUUUAGCUGUUAUUACUGGCCUAUACCUUCUCCUGCUAAAUUCACUGUCUUCUGAUGCAUCAAGUGCACGUAUACUCCUUUCCGGGGCUAUCAUUCUAUUAGCACUCCCAUUGGGCUUGCCCGGAAUUGUAUAUGCAAGGGAAUGGGGUCGUCGCUGCAUCGAGUCAGUAUUCCCUUUUGAUAACUUGACCUUUAGUUUGGUUGAACAUGAUGAGCUUGAACUUUUCAAAGAACUCGUUGGAGAUGGGAAUGGCACCAGCUCAAAUGGCAACUCCUAUGGAGUGAUAGGCAAUGAAGGAUGUUUCAAGAAGAUGUUUCAGAAAGAGAGGUUAACAAUGCUUGGUCAAGAGCACUCUGCUAAAAUGCUGGUGCAGAGGUGGGAUUUUUGGCUAUAUUACAUUGCCUACUUGUGUGGAGGGACAAUAGGGAUAUCCUAUAGUAACAAUCUAGGGCAAAUUGCACAAUCACUUGGACAUUAUUCAAAGCUUGAUUCCUUCGUCACGCUCUACUCAUCAUGCUCGUUUUUUGGUCGGUUGCUUUCGGCUGCCCCAGACUUCCUGCGUAACAAGGUGUACUUUGCAAGGACCGGGUGGCUUGCAGUUGCGCUUGUGCCAACACCGAUAGCCUUCUUUUUGCUUGCUGCAACAGGAAGCGAGACAGCACUGCGUGCCAGCACAGCUCUGAUCGGACUAAGCUCCGGGUAUGUGUUUUCAGCAGCCGUCUCAAUCACAUCGGAGUUAUUUGGUCCGAACAGCACAAGUGUGAACCACAACAUCCUAAUCACCAACAUCCCGAUUGGAUCGCUCCUCUAUGGCCUUCUUGCAGCCAUAGAGUAUGAUUCACAUGCAGAAAGUAGCAGCCUGCAGCAGAACUCGCUAGAGGAAGCAAUGAUAUGCAUGGGCAGGAAAUGCUAUUUACAGACAUUUAUAUGGUGGGGAUGCAUUUCCCUGUUAGGCCUAGUUUCAAGUUUCAUGCUUUUCUCAAGAACAAAGCCAGCAUAUUACCGCUUUGAAAGAAACAGAAACAGGAUCUAAUUUCUUUUUGUUACAGAGAAUGUUCCUCAUUUUAAUGGGAACUAGUUGUACCUCAAAACUCUCAGUUGUAAUAGGACUGCAGCAUAUUUGGAGAAACAGUUGAAAGCAAUGUAGGCAUAAAGACAGAAAGGA